Loxodonta africana (African savanna elephant) is the source of this 1695-nucleotide messenger RNA. It is a transcript of the gene TMEM61, whose product is annotated as transmembrane protein 61. The transcript has 3 exons. The record is from RefSeq and is a predicted model, not a curated record. Bases 952 to 1557 code for a protein of 201 amino acids. NCBI's taxonomy places the organism in Eukaryota, Metazoa, Chordata, Mammalia, Proboscidea, Elephantidae.
GCGAAUGGUUUCCUAGCCAGGAUGUGAGGUCGUGGACUGCCGAGGGGGGAGGGGGGGUGCUGACACUCAGAUCGAAAACCGUGGGAAGAAAAAUCUAGUUAUGCUGUAAACUCUUACUAGGCAAGUGACUUCCACUCUUUGGGGUUUCCCUUUCUGUCAAAUGGGAGUGAGGAGGAUUGAGCUCAGGACUUCUAGGGCUCUUUCCAGCUGAGCAUUGAUGGCUCUCAGGGGAAUUUGUCUUCUCAGGCCUGUCCCAGUGGGGUUGUGAGGCUGGACGGCCUCCGAGGGCAGACGGUUCCUGAACAGUUCCAGGCAAGUUCCGGUUAACAUCAGCUCUGGCGCUGGAAAAUCCAAACCUCCGCCCGUCCCUGGAGCACUGUCGCUUUAAGGACGGGCGGGCGGCUGGGCGGUGGCGCAGCACCUGGAGCCACCCGGAGCGGGGUCAACUGGGCGUCUUCGCGGGAUCCAGCGGCCCGCAAGGACGGGGAUCCGAGGAGAGGUGGGGCGCACCGCGCCCCCCGAGCCCGAGUCCGGGAAACCAGCUGCAGUUGGCCAAGCCCGGGGGUGGUGUCACCCCGGGAGCCGAGAGCGAGCCCCGGGCUCCCGCCCUCCUCGGCAAGCACCCCGCGUUAGCGCCCGCGGUGGGUUGCGGAGCUCGUGGGGUGAAGUUGGGAUCCGCGCCCCUCCGCACCGGGUAGGAGAUCGGACAAAAGCGGCUGGUGGGUCCCGGGCAGGCGAGAUCCCUGGAAGCCGGCGCUCAGAGCGCUUUGGCGGGGCGUGGAGAGCAGGGCUAGUGGAUGCCCGCCAGAGCCUGCCCCUCACGCCGAGCUCUCCCUGCUGCCCGGGCACCGCCGCCCCGAGGUUCGUGCCGUCCUCGCGUUUGACGGCCACCAUGCCUUUACUGCCGCUGAGCUCCCCGAGGAUGGACGACGCCUGAGCGCCUGCCGCGCGAUGGCUGCACCGGAGAUGUGUGACGGGGGCCGCAUGGCCUCCACCCUGCGCUAUUGCAUGAUGGUCAGUGGCACCAUGGUUCUGGUGGCUGGGACGCUCUGCUUCGCUUGGUGGAGUGAAGGGGACGAAGGGGCCCACCCAGGCCAGCUGGCCUCACCCACUGGGCACCCUGCACCUGAGGCCCCCAGCCCCCUGCUCAGGUCGGUCAGCUUCUUCUGCUGUGGUGCGGGUGGCCUGCUGCUGUUCCUUGGCCUGCUGUGGUCCAUCAAGAGCAGCAUCCGGGGGCCACCCCAGUGGAACCCAUACCACCUCUCCAGAGACCUGUACUACCUUACUGUGGAGACCUUGGAGAAGGAGAGCUGCAGGACACCAAAGGUGGUUGCCGUCCCCACUUACGAGGAGGCUGUGUACUGCCCACUGGCCACAGCUGAGGAGCCCCCAACACCACCUGCAUACGCCACAGAGGAAGACAUGAAGUGCAGUGCCUCAGGGGAUGCCCCACCUGGUACGCAGCCUCCCUGGCCUCCACCCAGCUACGAGAGCAUUGUCCUUGCCGGGGAUGCCAUCUCUCGACAGACAACACCUGGGGCUGCAUCCUCCCCCUGAGGCCUGUUCGUUCAGACAGCAGGGGAAGGAAGUUAAAGGCUCCUCGUAGGCCCUGAUACCAGACAACAGACAUGCAGGCACCUCUUCCAGGGUGUAGUAUGGUGCCCAGUACACAGCAAGCACUCAAUAAAUGUUUGU